Saccostrea echinata is the source of this 2950-nucleotide messenger RNA. RefSeq lists its product as uncharacterized. The record is from RefSeq and is a predicted model, not a curated record. Gene Ontology annotation, biological process: regulation of protein secretion; regulation of epidermal growth factor receptor signaling pathway. Bases 32 to 2782 code for a protein of 916 amino acids. Lineage: Eukaryota; Metazoa; Mollusca; Bivalvia; Ostreida; Ostreidae. The transcript has 11 exons. Gene Ontology annotation, molecular function: serine-type endopeptidase activity. Gene Ontology annotation, cellular component: endoplasmic reticulum membrane.
UUGUACAUGUUGUGAAGUAAAAUAAUAAGACAUGGAGGAGGAAAUAAGGCUAAUCUCAACACGGAGUUCAUUAAAACUUUGUCUUAUGUCAGCUGCUAGGAACAUUCUCCAUUUCUUUGGGAUCCAUGAUUAUUCUUCUGAAGAUGAAAUCUGGGAGCAGGAGAUAGUACACAGAAUCCAGAAUAAAAUGUUUGGUUUGUGGAAUGAUAAUGAUAUCACUGAUGAUGCCACUAAAGGCCUUGUUCAAGAGGUCUGGACCACAGUAUCUGAAGUCCUGUCAGAGAAAGUGCACAUGUCGCAUGAGGCUGAAGAUUAUUCAACUGAUCUGGACCAAGAAGGAAACUUCAUGAUUCAAUUAAUACCAGAAGAAGACCAUUUAAGGACACAAGUUUUAACCAGAUUUGAUUGGAACCAAUCUGCUAAGAGCAUAAAGGAUGUGUCGCUUGAGUCCACAAAUGGUCAAUCGGGAGUGCCCACAAGUCAGUCAUCUGAAUCGACAAACAAUGUGCAAGAUACUUCAUCAGAAUACCAAGAUAAUGAAGUACAUGUACCAUCCCAGGAGGCAGAGUCUGCAGAGAAUAAAGUGACUUCAGAGGAAUUGGAGGUUAUGGGAACCAGUGUAGACAAUGAGAAACAGAGUGAUCUGAGCCACCAAACAACAGUUCCAGACCAGGACAAAAGUGUUACACGACAAGAUGACAACACUCUCCAACCAUCAGGAAGAGUACCUCAAAGUGGAGGCAUAACUGAACAGUCAGGACAAGAAUAUACCAAGAAAGUCACACGGGAAAGUGGGAAUUCUUCUGUUAAUGGAGGAAAAGAUCAGAGAGAAGAAGCUUCCACAUCAGCCAGAUCUACGGUAGAAAAUGAAGUAGAGGGAAGGAAAGUAGAAACUUAUUCCAUUCAGCAGAGAAAAGACUUUAAGGGAAGCAAAGAGGAAGCACCAUCAAGCUCAAAGACAGCAAGUGAACAACUGAAGGGUUACUUUAGAGGAAAUAAAUUUGUUUCAGACAGAAGUAAAAGUGUGCGAUUCAGUGUUGUUAGUGUUAUUGAUGAAAGAGACAACAAUAGUGGAAAUAGUGAGAUAAAUCCAGAUGAUCUGAAAGAGAUAGAAACUUUAUCUGGUACCAAAUUGCGAGACACUUUAGAUUUGGCUGGAGAGGAGGGGCAAACUUCCACAACAGAAGAUGAAGCUACAAAAUAUGUACAGGUAACUGAAUCUCUGACUGCUGAAGACUUUGCCUAUGGGAAAGAGGCUUACAGGGAUUAUUCAUUAUAUGUACAGAUUGAAAGAAAGAAUAAAAUAAAGAAACUGAAAGAAUCAAAAGAGCAAGCAAUGGAGAAAAUGGCAUGGAGAAUAUCAAAGAUUGAUGAGAUCAUUGACAAAGCUAGAGAAUAUUACCUGAAUCCAUCUGGUAAAGCAGCAGAGGCAUGGAAGGAAUUGAGGCGUAGCAUUAAGUCCAGCAGUAAUGUUGGCCUGGAUAGCGAUACAGACAUCAGAUAUAAGUUGUCUAAGCUUCACUCUCAUAGACCUAUCUUUACCAGUAUCAUAGUGCUAAUACAAGUUGUUGCCUUUAGUGUGCUGUGUUACUUUGGUGGAAUCACAAAAAUUGGGUUUGAACCAUCAAUAGAACUUGCAGAAGGAGUACCAACAUUCCUGGGUUCAGAGACAAUUCAUAAGUGGGUCAAGCCAAACAUCUGGAUGGGACCCAAUGAAAAGUUUUGGAUAAGUGUAGGAGCUUUGUACUCUUCCUGUAUGAGAGAGGAUUACAAGUUAAUGUUACAGACCUCCAAGAAGAACUACACCUCCACCAUGGUUCUGGGCUGCUGUGAAGUUGCCAGCAGAAAUACAGCAGGAACUCUGACACAAAAGGAAUGUGACCAGGAAACUGGAGGUGUGGGGAUAUGGCUGAAUGGUGUCCCUUGUGGUGCUAGGCCAACAGGGCACAACAGUGUGUCCCACAACAUAAAACCCUGCUGUGUGAACAUCAGAGGAGAGUGUAGAAUGGUGUCGCACAAACAUUGUGAAUUCUUAGAGGGAACCUUCCAUCAGGAGACUGGCAAAGAACAUUGCAGUCAGGUUAACUGCAUCAAUGACCUUUGCAUUGGGAAGUUAGGUUUUAUGAUAUCCUCUAUCCCGGGCAAGCCUGAGACACCGUGGUUGUCCCAGGCUCCUCAGCAGUGGUGGCGCCUCCCCCUGUCUGUUCUGUAUCACCAUGGAAUAAUCCAUGCUUUGUUGGUAAUAGGAGCACAGACUUUGAUACUGAGGCACAUAGAAGUGACCAUUGGCUGGCUGCGUUUGAUUAUACUAUUUAUUGUGUGUGGAUGUGGAGGUUUGCUGGCAGCAGUUAUGUUCAACCCCUACCAACCCCAUGUUGGAGCAACAGGUGCCCUUUUUGGAGUAGUAGGCCUGCUAUUUGUAGAACUUGUCCACUUCUGGUCCAUCAUUAAGAAACCAUGGUUGGAGCUCAUCAAACAUCUUGUGUUGAUGGCUGUUUUUAUUUUCUCAGGGACUUUACCUUAUCUGAACAUUUUCUCCAUAAUGACUGGCCUUUUGCUAGGGAUGCUAUGUGCCCUGGGGUUGCUGCCUUAUAUAAGUAUUAAGAAACAUAAAGCAGUAUGCAGAAUAAUUAUGGUAGCUAUAUCAGUUCCAUUAGUUGUUUCCAUGUUUUUUGUUAUGUUUUAUGUGUUUUAUAGAGUUCAGCUUCUCGAAAACUGCAAAUUUUGUGAGGCUGUCAAUUGUUACGCAUACACUGAGAAUAUGUGUAAAUUACUGGAUUAACAACAUUGUAAUUGUGUUAUGCAUUAUUUUAUAUUUUUGAAUCUACAAGUUUUAGAGAUAUGCAUAUUUUUAACAAGGAAAAAAUACGUAAUUUGGAUUUUUACAAUAUGAUUAGAUUAAUUUAAAAAAAGAAUUUAUGGCAUUGUACAGCUAAAAAAGUUUUUUAGC